CCCGUCUGCCAUCCCUCACCCUCUCCCCGCCGCCCGCCCUCUGUGCUUUGCGUUCCCGCCCCCUUCUGAGCAGAGUGGGCCUCCUUGGCUGGGGAUGGGGUCAUUCUUGGCUAUGGAAAGCAGAAAAGCCGCGAUGGCAGCGAAGCCCAAGCUCCACUACCCGAACGGGAGGGGCCGGAUGGAAUCCGUAAGAUGGGUUUUAGCUGCCGCUGGAGUCGAGUUUGAUGAAGAAUUCUUAGAAACAAAAGAACAGCUGCAGAGGUUGCAGGAUGGUAACCACCUGCUGUUCCAGCAAGUGCCAAUGGUUGAAAUUGACGGGAUGAAGUUGGUGCAGACGCGAAGCAUCCUCCACUACAUAGCGGACAAGCACCAUCUCUUUGGCAAGGACCUCAAGGAGAGAACCUUGAUUGACAUGUACGUGGAGGCAACACUAGAUCUUCUGGAACUGAUUAUCAUGCAUCCUUUCCUAAAACCAGAUGAUCAACAAAAGGAGGUGGUUAACAUGGCCCAGAAGGCUAUCAUUAGAUACUUCCCUGUGUUUGAAAAGGUUUUAAGGGAUCAUGGACAGAGGUUUCUCGUUGGUGAUCAGCUGAGCCUUGCAGACGUGAUUCUACUCCAAACCAUUUUGGCUCUAGAAGAGAAAAUCCCUAACAUCCUGUCUGCGUUUCCUCACCUUCAGGAGUUUUCAGUGAAAAUAAGUAAUGUUCCUACAAUUAAGAAAUUUCUUGAACCGGGCAGCAAGAAGAAGCCACCUCCAGAUGACAUCUACGUGAGAACCGUCUACAACAUCUUUAUGCCCUAAAACAGUACAUACACCUGUGAGUGAGAACUAGCGCCUGGAGGCUGCUGGGUCUUCAGCAGUAGCUUAUUUGAUGCCAGGCUGCUUGAUCCCAGCUCUGUCAUGUGCAGUGUAUAGUUGUUCCUAAGUUGGGUCUUUCAUGUCAAAGAGAUCUCUUCUAGAAACAUUAACAUUGUUUCAUCCAUUGAAAAACUGUUUUGACACCAUUUUCUGAAAACCUUUUUGAAAAGACUGGCAUUUAGAUCUGAUCUGGCUACCCAUUUCCCGAGAAGGAUGGGCAGGACCUCAUGUUCCCCUCUCAGCUUCUUUUCUCCUCUCCUUAUCCCAUUUUAAACCCCUCCUGUCUCUUCCUAAUUUUUAAUGUCUAAUAACAGUAGAAUAUCUAGUAACUCUCAGCUGUAAUAAAUCCACAUCAGUAAUGAAUAUGGUCAAUAUUAGCCAAAAUAAAGAGUUUACAAAUCAU
This is a messenger RNA of Manis pentadactyla (Chinese pangolin), 1262 nucleotides long. RefSeq names its product glutathione S-transferase alpha 4 (gene GSTA4). The transcript is spliced from 7 exons. Lineage: Eukaryota; Metazoa; Chordata; Mammalia; Pholidota; Manidae. The coding region runs from base 95 to 802 and encodes 235 amino acids. The record is from RefSeq and is a predicted model, not a curated record. Gene Ontology annotation, molecular function: glutathione transferase activity. Gene Ontology annotation, biological process: xenobiotic metabolic process; glutathione metabolic process.